AAUCACUAAAGGGAAUUAACCAUACAUUGAUCUAAUUAUUUAAACGUAUUUAAACAAAAUGAAUUAAUAAUGAAGUACUCAUAUCUAUUCAUGUUCAUGUAUAUAUCCAUGCUGUAAUGCAAAAGUUUACAGUGAGAAAUCAUAACAAUCAUCAGUGUGAUUUCCAGCUUAAAACUUAAUAACUCAAAGUAACCCAAAAGUGGAACAAAUACAAAUAUCUGUAAAUUAAUCAUCUUCCCUUACAAACCAUCUUUAAUUAUUUGAAGAAAACAUAUCUCUUAGAUAGAAACUUUCAUGAGAUUUUGUUUAAUAAUUUACCCAGUUAAAGAAAAUUACAUCAAGUUGAAUUAACAAUUGUGAAUUCAUUUGAAAAUUAAAUGUCUGGUGAUACUGAAGCCACAUUCGUUUUAUCUUUAGACGAUGAUGAAAAUGAUAUUGCAUCAUCUCAUCAAAAUCCUAAUAGAACAAUAACAGCAGAUUAUUCAACAGAUAAUACAGUAGUUGAAUUCUCUAUUUCAAUUAAUGAUGAUAGCGUUGAAGUGAAAGGAGGAGAUUCAAUGUCAUUGGAAGAACAAUUAGCUUGGUUUGGUGACUAUCUUGAAAAAGAAUCUCGUAUAUUUGAACAAAAAUGGUCACACCCAACACAAAGUAAUGCAACCUUGAAUCAAUUUGAUCGUAUAAAAACACUUGGUACAGGAUCAUUUGGUCGUGUCAUGUUAGUAAAAGAUAAAAAGACACAGAUGUAUUAUGCAAUGAAAAUUCUAGAAAAACAAAAAGUUGUCAAACUCAAACAAGUUGAACAUACAUUGAAUGAGAAAAAAAUUUUACAAGCAAUCAAUUUUCCUUUUCUUGUUAGUAUGGAUUUUAGUUUUAAAGAUAAUUCAAAUCUGUAUAUGGUACUUGAGUUUGUCAGUGGAGGUGAAAUGUUUUCCUAUUUAAGAAGAGUUGGAAAAUUCAGUGAAGAAGAUUCACGUUUCUAUGCAAGUCAAGUUGUACUGGCAUUUGAAUAUCUACAUUCUUUUGAUUUAAUCUACAGGGAUUUGAAACCUGAGAAUUUAUUGAUUGCUAGUGAUGGUUAUUUAAAAGUCACCGACUUCGGAUUUGCCAAAAAAAUCAAAGGACGAACAUGGACAUUAUGUGGAACACCAGAAUAUCUUGCCCCCGAAAUCAUUCUAAGCAAAGUAAGAUUUCCCGGACAUGUUAGUAGUGAUUUGAAAAAUCUUCUCAAACAAUUGUUACAAACGGAUUUAACAAAACGUUAUGGUAAUUUAAAAAACGGUGUCGAUGAUAUUAAAUGUCAUAAAUGGUUCCGGCCAACUAAUUGGGUUGCUGUCUAUCAAAAAGAACUAUCUGCUCCAUUCCUACCGCCAUGUAAAGGGCCCGGUGACACAAGUAAUUUCGAUGAUUAUGAAGAGGAACCACUUCGGAUAUCUAAAACAGAUUAUUGUUCAAAAGAAUUUGAAGAGUUCUGAAGGAAAAUAAAUCAAAGUGAAUGAGUCAAAUACAUCAAAAGACAUUUGAACUAAAUCUUAUUAACAGUGCUUAUUUUUUAUUUUCAGGUUUCACUUCAAAUCCCAGUCUGUUUUGAUACACUCGUCUGAAAUUUUGGGUCACACGGGAUGAAAACAGACAAAAGAUAAAUACCUUAACCAGGCACAUGGAUUUAUGUGCGCAAAUAUAAGAUCCUUAAUUUUUGGUAAUAUUCAACCACUCAUUAUGUGUAUAUGUGUGUAAAAGCAUGAAAUAAUCACAUUUACACGUAAAUAUGUUUUGAUAACACCUUUUAUCACGAUACUUUUAAUAAACAAAUGAAGCCAUAAAGUAUCUAGUCAGAUUUGUAUAUUAUAAGCCUUUCUAUCAUUUUGUAUGGAUUAAUACAAGUUCACUAACUUCUUAGUUUAUGAGGUUGGAACUACUCAGAAUUUUUUUGUUUUCUUUUUUGUUCCCUGUAAACUAUCAUAUUUUUAUUCUGUGUAAAUGAGGUAACAAUUAAUCACUGAACGUCCCUAGUUCUUUGGUUUUUAUUCACUAUUCAUCAGAAACGUAUGUUUAUUGUAUAUCUAUAUAUGUUUAAAUACUGACAUAUACAUAUAUAUAUUUGUGUGACCC
Messenger RNA from Schistosoma rodhaini, 2109 nucleotides. NCBI's taxonomy places the organism in Eukaryota, Metazoa, Platyhelminthes, Trematoda, Strigeidida, Schistosomatidae. The record is from the annotation of a GenBank genome assembly.